AUGCGGGGCAAGUGGGGCUAUCUCCUCCUCCAUCCCCCCACUCAGACAUAUCGAAAAACAUUUUCUGUCGGCGAUUCUAAAUUCUCAAGGCAAUAUAUAUAUAAGUAUACCGCCAGGAAGCCCUCCAUGACGACCCAUCGCAACCCUCCCUUCCGAGCCGAGCAUCUGGGCUCCCUGCUUCGACCCAAAGAAUUCCUAGAAAAGCGUGCGGCCUUUGAGAAGAAGGUGUUGAGCCAAGAAGAUACUACCAAGGCUGAAGAUGAGGCUAUUACCAAAGUAGUUAACGUGCAGACCGAGGUUGGAUUCCGUGCUGUUUCUGAUGGCGAAUACCGACGUGCAGUCUUCUGGGGUACCUUCUUCGAGGAGCUGGAAGGCAUGACCGAGAUUCGUAAUCCGUCCAUGGACAUCUUCCGUCCGUAUGUUCCGGACAUUGCUGGCUUCAUUGAGAAAGGCCACAAGCCUGGACAAUCAUGUCUCUGCACUGGCAAGAUCCGCCACAAGGGAGAGAGUACACUGGUUGGCCAGUUUGAGUUUCUCAAGACGCUGAUACCAAAGGAACGAUGGGGUGAUAUUAAGUUGACGAUGAUUGCGCCGCCUUGGUAUCACAUGCGGUACAAGGACGGCCUGGCGUUUCCCAAGGAUGUAUAUGCCGAUGAUGAAGAGUACUUUUGGGAUAUUGCGCAGGCUUUCAGGGUAGAAUUAGAUAUUCUAUAUGCAGCUGGAGUAAGGAACAUCCAAAUCGAUGACCCAAACUUUGCCUACUUUUGCUCCGAGAAGAUGCUUGCUGGAUGGGCAGAGGACAAGUCCAAUACCAAGACGCCAGAUGAAUUACUGGAUGCAUAUAUCAAAUGCUACAACGACUGCAUCGCGAACCACUCUAGCAAAAUGCACUUCGGUCUCCACAUCUGCAGAGGAAACUUCAUGGGUUCCCGCCACUUCUCGGAAGGUGGAUAUGACCGUAUAGCCACGAAGCUUUUCCAGACCCUCAACGUAGCAACCUACUAUCUCGAAUAUGACACUCCACGCGCUGGCGGGUUUGAGCCCUUGUUGCACCUCCCAUCUCACAAGAAUGUCAUCCUGGGAGUCAUCACUUCGAAGUUUCCAGAGCUGGAAGAUAAAGAGGAGAUGAAGGAGAGGAUCUUCGCUGCGGCGGAUGUGAUGGCGAAAGGAGCGAGUCAGACGAGAGAUGAGGCAUUGACGAGGAUUGGUGUUUCUCCACAGUGUGGAUUUGCUAGUCACGAGGAGGGUAAUUUGUUGGGUUGGGAGGAUAUGAAGAAUAAAUUGAAGCUGGUGAGGAGCAUUGCUGAUGAUAUAUGGCCUGAGGAGCCGUAA
Lachnellula hyalina is the source of this 1332-nucleotide messenger RNA. RefSeq lists its product as uncharacterized. Gene Ontology annotation, molecular function: zinc ion binding; 5-methyltetrahydropteroyltriglutamate-homocysteine S-methyltransferase activity. The record is from RefSeq and is a predicted model, not a curated record. The transcript is spliced from 3 exons. The coding region runs from base 1 to 1332 and encodes 443 amino acids. Lineage: Eukaryota; Fungi; Ascomycota; Leotiomycetes; Helotiales; Lachnaceae.